GCCCCCGCGCGCGGGGAACAGAGGCAUCGCGCCGAUGCUCGGUGGAGGGGCGCGCGGCCCUGCAGGCUCCGCUGCGCUGCGGGGUCUUUUUGGUCGCACGUGCCGAAGGCAGGGAUAAAACGCGAGCCGGGGCAGGUGUCGCCCAUGCUGCCCGACCACCCGUCGCCGGGCACCGCAGACCAGGGCGCGGACCCCGCGCGCUCCCAUGGGACCAGCGACGCCAGCCCCAGGGCAGCCGGAGGCGCGGGCGACGCGCUGGAAGCCGUGAGCCAGAGGAAUCCAUUUAGACUGGAAUUUUCUUGAGACUGAUCAGAAGUUAGCGACUCCUGCUUUGGAUCUAUGUUUUUGUUCAGGAGCUCGAUUUUGCAGCUCUCAAGUUUUUAUAGAAUGCUGUAGACAACGCCUUCUGCUUCUUGACAAACAAUUUCAUCAGAGUUGCAACUUCUUCCCAGUAACAGAAACUUACAGUUGCAUUCAAUGCCUAACGUUGUAGAAACAGAAAGGUCAAAUGAUCCUGGAAAUGGUGAGCACAGAUCUGAGAGAAAGUCUCCUGAAGAGAAUCUACAAGGUGCUGUAAAAUCUUUCUGCACAAGUGCCUCAGGGGCACCCUUGGGUCCCAAAGGAGAUAGUCACUAUCCAUGGAGUUGUCCAGUGACUCACACACGGGAAAAAAUUUAUGCCAUCUGUUCAGAUUAUGCCUUUCUCAACCAGGCAACCUCAAUCUAUAAAACUCCAAAUUCAACACGCUCAUCUUGCCUUCCUGACAGUACCUCUUUAUCUGCUGGAAAUAAUUCAUCAAGAUACAUUGGCAUCCCAACCAGCACUUCAGAAAUAAUCUAUAAUGAAGAAAACAGCCUGGAAAACUUAUCCAAUAGCUUGGGCAAGCUGCCUCUCGCGUGGGAAAUUGAUAAAUCUGAGUUUGAUGGAGUGACCACAAAUUUGAAACACAAAUCAGGCACUGCAAAGAAACAAAUUUCUAAGAAGAAAAUUUCAGAUAAAAAGGGAAGACAUCAGAGGGAGUGUCUUCCUCAUUCUCCUCUUGAAGAUGUUAAGCAGAGGAAAGUAUUAGACCUCAGACGAUGGUACUGUAUAAGCCGACCACAGUAUAAGACUUCUUGUGGUAUCUCUUCAUUAAUUUCUUGUUGGAAUUUCUUAUAUAGCACAAUGGGAGCUGGAAAUCUUCCACCUAUUACCCAAGAAGAGGCUUUACAUAUUUUGGGUUUUCAACCUCCAUUUGAAGAUAUUAGGUUUGGUCCUUUCACUGGAAAUACAACACUUAUGAGAUGGUUUAGACAAAUUAAUGACCAUUUCCAUGUAAAAGGAUGCUCUUAUGUUCUGUAUAAGCCUCAUGGGAAGAACAAAACAGCUGGAGAAACUGCUUCAGGGGCCUUGUCAAAGUUAAUGCAUGGAUUGAAGGAUGAAUCUCUGGCUUAUAUCUAUCAUUGCCAGAAUCAUUAUUUUUGUCCAAUUGGCUUUGAAGCAACUCCUGUUAAACCUAAUAAAGCAUUCAGCAGGGGUCCUCUCUCAUCACAAGAAGUAGAAUACUGGAUUUUAAUUGGAGAAUCAAGUAGAAAACAUCCUGCCAUUCAUUGUAAAAAAUGGGCAGAUAUUGUUACUGAUCUAAACACUCAAAAUCCAGAAUACCUAGAUAUCCGGCACCUAGAGAGAGGGCUGCAGUAUCGAAAAACAAAGAAGGUCGGGGGGAAUUUGCAUUGUAUCAUAGCAUUCCAGAGACUUCAUUGGCAAAGAUUUGGCCUCUGGAACUUUCCAUUUGGAACCUUAAGACAAGAAUCACAACCUCCAACACAUGCCCAGGGAAUUGCUAAAUCUGAGAGUGAAGACAAUAUCUCCAAGAAGCAACAUGGGCGUCUGGGCCGAUCCUUUAGUGCUAGUUUCCAUCAGGACUCAACAUGGAAAAAGAUGUCAAGUAUCCAUGAGAGAAGGAACAGUGGCUACCAGGGCUACAGUGAUUAUGAUGGGAAUGAAUGACUAUGCUGGGUACUGAACAACUGGUGUUGUACAUGUAACUGUUAUAUACAGGACUGUAUUAAGACAGUAGAAGAUUUUAUUGUUUAUAUUAAAUAGAAACAGAUCUUGUGGUAUAAAACCUAAUCUUAUAGUUCUCCAGUAAAUAAUCUUGUAUUUGAUUGUGCUGGGCAAUUUCAGAUACAUAAGUAGAUAAGCACAGAUUAUUGUCCUUUUAAAGUUUAAUAAUAUAUGAACAAUCUGGGUAUUUCACAAAAUCCAACAAAAUUAUAACUGCUGUGUAAACAAAUCAAACAAAAUUAACAGCAUAAAAUUUGCAUACUUAAGCAUGAAGUGAUUUCUUAUAACUUGAUCCCUAAACAUUUGUUAAAGACAGUUUUAUUCUUAGGAUCAAGGUGUAAGUUGCCAUCCACCCAUAAAAAUUGGGGACUGUCAAUUUCUAAUUUUUGCUAAUGGUUGAAACUCAUUUAAAAUUAGUGAGUCUAGUAGUUCAUUUGCUUAUAUCUGUAUCUUACCUGCCUCAUUUAUUUCCUGAUUAAUUUUCUCAGGAUUUUUGAUAGAGGGGCAAAAGAAAAAUCAUUCAAGAAACUGAUUUUUUUUCCCUACUGGUGCAAGUGGAUAACUUAGUUCAUUGAUUCAGAUAUUCUUGACUUGAUAUGUUGUUAUCAAACACAGACAGAAAUUGUAGUCUUGAAAGACAUCUCAAGUCUAAAAUUAACUUCCAUUUUAGAGAUAGAGUAAAACAAGUAACAUCUGUAGUUUUUAUAUCCAAUGUAACCUGUGAAACAAGAUCUUUUGAUACUUGGUUGGUCCUUCAAUAUGGAGUCAUAUGUUGAUAACAGCAUUGAAGAUGCAUUAGGAAUGCAGAAAGUCAGAGGACACUACACAUACCCCAAAAUCUGAGCUGUUUCUUUUUUCAUAGCAUAUAGAUAAUUAGCUGUUUGAAAUGAGUAUUAAAUAUCUCAAAAAUGUGGCUUUCAUAUAUUUGAGCUCUCUAGCUGCUGUUUUUCUUCUGCUGCCAGCUGUGACUCAAAAAUAACUAGAAUCUGUUCUUUCAUUUCAGGGUCUUGUUUGAGGACUCAAAUCAGUAACUUGGUGAUUACAAGGUGCUGAAUAUGUUGGUAACCAUAUCGCAAUACACCUCAAGGAGAGGGUUCAGAUUUUUAUUUUUAAAAUAUUUUGUUUUCUCUUGAAUUUUAUAUCCAUUUAUCCACUCAUACAUACCUAGCCUACAGAAGGGAAUGAAUAUAUAUGUGAAAUGGUCAUUUUUCUGAAGAGACUAUUUUGCUUGAAAUGCAAAUGACUGAAAGAUAUUUGUAGGUUGUCAAUUUUGUUACUUCAUACUGGAACUUUUAAAACGUUUUCAUCUAAUAAAGUUUUGUUUUCUACUUUUA
This is a messenger RNA of Lepus europaeus (European hare), 3380 nucleotides long. It is a transcript of the gene BIVM, whose product is annotated as basic, immunoglobulin-like variable motif containing. The coding region runs from base 478 to 1989 and encodes 503 amino acids. The record is from RefSeq and is a predicted model, not a curated record. Gene Ontology annotation, biological process: nucleotide-excision repair. NCBI's taxonomy places the organism in Eukaryota, Metazoa, Chordata, Mammalia, Lagomorpha, Leporidae. The transcript has 11 exons. Gene Ontology annotation, molecular function: single-stranded DNA binding; DNA endonuclease activity. Gene Ontology annotation, cellular component: nucleus.